AUGGCGCCCCGUCCAAGGAUCCGCCUCAAGCUGACGCGCAGUUCCCAACCCGCAGAGAGCACGCCAAAGACGUUUGCCGAUAUCGAGGACGAGGCCAUGCCCGACGCCGACUCGGCCGCUGACGAUACGAAGCCUCAGGCGGUUCCCGACCCCGACGACGAAAAGGACGAGGACCACCAGCCCAAGGAGGAGUCUGGCGACGACGAUGAUGCGGCGGACAAGGACGACGAGUCGGCCAAGGAGCCCACCCCGCCGCCUGUGCCAGUCAUUAGAAGAAAGAGGCUCGGUCGCCCACCCAAGAACCGGCCCCCGGACUGGGACAACAUGAUUACCGUGCCCGCCGACGAGGCCAACACCCCGCGACGCCGCGGCCGCGGUGGAUGGCGAGGGCGCGGCGGUCGCAAAGGUGGUCCAGCAGCGCCCAAGGCUGAACAGGUCAUUGACGCUGAGGGUACUAUCGCCGAGAUCGCCAAUGACGAGUGUGUGCUGCCCGAGGACCCCGAGGGCGAGACCAAGGUCGACAAGCUGGGCAACCUCCAGGGCGGUCGCGACUACCGCUGUCGCACAUUCACUGUGACGGGACGCGGCGAGAGGCUCUACAUGCUCUCGACAGAACCGGCGCGAUGUGUCGGUUUCAGGGACAGUUACCUCUUCUUCACCAAGCAUCGCAAGCUCUACAAGAUCAUUGUCGACGACGAUGAGAAGCGGGAUAUGAUUGAGCGAGAUAUCAUCCCUCACUCGUACAAGGGCCGCUCAAUAGGUAUCGUAACAGCACGCUCUGUAUUCCGUGAGUUCGGCGCCCGCAUCAUUGUUGGCGGCAAGCGUAUCAUCGACGACUAUAGCGUUGCUCAGGCUCGUGCCGACGGUGUCGUCGAGGGCCAGCUCGCAGACCCUGAUGAUCACUUUGUCGAGGGGGAGCCGUACAACAAGAACCAAUACGUCGCAUGGCAUGGAGCCAGCGCCGUCUACCACACCAACGCUCCCUCGGUGCCCAUCCCCAAUGGCAAGGUCGAGUCCAAGAAGCGCAAGGUCAACGUCAAUGACAUGAACUGGAUGCUGGAGCAUGCCCGCGAGGCCAGUACGUUCAAUGCCGGCAUUAAUGCCAUAAGAAAGCUCAACAAUGCCGGCGUGUACGACAUCCACACCAACGUGGUGCAGUACCCAGCAACGAUGCAGCCGACGCGCGCCCGCAUCGAGCAGGUCGCCCCAGAGGACGAGCAAGCUACCAGGGGCAGCAGCGUGUUCCCUCCUCUCCCCGGCAAGAUGGCCCGCAACUUCUACAUCGCCGACACUUACUUGGAGACGUCGUCUGCGGGUGUCAUCUCGGCCUCAGGGGUGGACGAUACGGCCGGAUCGGCCGACUUCCUCGCCUCGUUCCAGGGACUGAGCGCAGUAUCAGAUGAGAUCAAGGAUCUCCUACCUCCCGAGUGCCGAAAGGCCUUUGAUAGCGCUGUGGACAAGGAAGCAUCGUGGCGGUCACAAUGGGGGCCCGAAAGCGAAAAGAUGUCGCGCCGACAGCCCGUCAUCGACAAGGCCAUUGUACCGUACAGCAUGACUUGA
Fusarium keratoplasticum is the source of this 1560-nucleotide messenger RNA. RefSeq lists its product as uncharacterized. The transcript has 2 exons. The record is from RefSeq and is a predicted model, not a curated record. NCBI's taxonomy places the organism in Eukaryota, Fungi, Ascomycota, Sordariomycetes, Hypocreales, Nectriaceae. The coding region runs from base 1 to 1560 and encodes 519 amino acids. Gene Ontology annotation, cellular component: nucleus. Gene Ontology annotation, molecular function: chromatin DNA binding.